Molecule: messenger RNA, 1596 nt
Organism: Magallana angulata
Lineage: Eukaryota; Metazoa; Mollusca; Bivalvia; Ostreida; Ostreidae
Exons: 4
Coding region: 75-1310 (411 amino acids)
Source: RefSeq, a predicted model, not a curated record
UCCCUAUAACUUGAGGACAUUUAACAUAUGACUUUGGUGAAGAUUCGUGGUUCAAAAGUUGGAUAACUAUUACGAUGAAUAUCAUUAGAAACAGGAGGCGUUUCUUUGACUUGGGAUGCUCAUUUUGGAUUAAUAUGAAUGGAAAAUCAAGAAACCUAGUCCUAUUUCUGAGUUUUGGGGUAUUAUGUGGCUUAAUCGUCUUUUCCGUUUAUCCGUCGUGGAACAAUGUGGAGAGGAUUUUCAGGGAAAAAUCAUGUGAUAUUGAAACGACCUUAUACUAUUUAAGAAAAAAUAAAAGUAUAUUGGUCAAUAACUAUAACCAUUUGGUUGCUAAUGCUGUGCCCAUUGGUGGAUAUGAUUGGACAUUUACAAAAACGGUUCCCUGUGUUAUAAACUCCAGUUUAUUUAAUUUUACAAGAAGAGAACGAUAUCAGACCUUAAUAUCUUGUUCCAAUUCGACGAUAUCUGUUAAAAAGAGUUUGGUGAAUGAAAAAUCAGUCGACCAGAUUUUCGCUUUUCCCGAUGUUUGCCUCGGAAAGGUAAUUUCUUCCUUCUGUGGAGACGGCAAACCUGUACCUAACGUGAUUCACUACAUCUGGUUUGGAAACAUGACCUUUGAUUUUAUUUACUUUGUUAGUAUCUACAGUACACACAAAUAUCAGAAACCAUGUUUGAUUUUUCUAUAUUAUGAUCUUCUACCCUCGGGUUCUUGGUGGAAUUUUCUACGAAAGAUAGUGGAUAAUAUAGUGCUGGUGAAAAUGAUGCCACCAAUGAUGAUUUCUGGUAAAAGGAUUAAGUUUGUUCAACACAAAUCAGACAUCGUAAGACUAAAGAUAUUAAAAGAAUACGGGGGCAUAUAUGUAGACACGGACCAGUAUUUUUUGAGAUCUGAAGAUGAAUUCAGGACCACAAACUGUACAAUGGGGAUGGCACAUGAUAAGGCCAUGGGCAGUGCUUUGAUAUUUGCAAAAAAGGAUGCCUCAUUUAUCAACAAAUGGAUUGAUAGUUACAGUUUCUACGACCCGACCCAAUGGGGACUCAACUCGGUACUCAUGGCAACAAAGCUAUCCCAGAUGUAUCCUACUCUGCUUCGUGUGAUAUCUCAUCACUGUGUGUUCUUUCCACAUGGAUUGGUUUUGUUUAAUCAGAACUAUAAAUGGUCACACAGCUAUGGACUUCAUAUAUUCAAAACAGGCCGCAUUCAAGAGCUUAGAAAUUAUAACUUUCACACUAUACGAAAAAUAAACAACACAAUUGGAGCCAUGUUUAGAUAUAUCUUAUUUGACAAUAAGGAAUUGUGUUUCAAUUAGUAGAAAUUGUCAAUUAGGAAUUUUUAAUGAUGAAUAUACCUCUAGUGGUUUUUAUUUGAGUUGGAUUUUGUAGACUGAUUCCCUGCAAAACAGUGAGUUCGAUGAUCUGAUACACACUUGUUCUUGACACUUAUUUUUGUUAGCUAAAGGAAAAUUCCCGAAAUAUUCCGAAUCAAGGUACUGAAGAACUGACGGGAGUUGAUUUUGUCGAUGUUUAUUUAUUUUAAAAUCAAUGAUAUGUUAUUUUGUAUGACGAUUACAUGUAUUUUCUAAUUUGAAUUACGCA